Molecule: messenger RNA, 5196 nt
Organism: Vigna angularis (adzuki bean)
Lineage: Eukaryota; Viridiplantae; Streptophyta; Magnoliopsida; Fabales; Fabaceae
Product: putative pentatricopeptide repeat-containing protein At3g16710, mitochondrial
Exons: 2
Coding region: 410-2275 (621 amino acids)
Molecular function (GO): protein binding
Source: RefSeq, a predicted model, not a curated record
CAACCAGGAAGACCUAAAUCAUCACAGACAUAUUUUGAAAAAUAAAACUUUUACAAUCACAAAAUUUGCUGUGUUCCUGUUUCCUUGAGAACCUACUGAACUCCCUCCUUCUGAAAUUUUAUUCCAUACAUGAUUGACGACAAAUAUCCUUCUCAGAUGGGUUUAUUUCUCUUCUAGCUGUAUUGCAGAUAUUUCAGAAACCCCUGAGAUUGUUAAACUCAAGGAUUCAUCUGAAUUUGAACGAAAUCUCAACUUUUUGAGAAAUAAGCUUGCCCCUGACAACUUAAUCCGGAUCUUGGACCGUACAAAUGAUUUGAACUCAGCGGUUAGGAUUUUCAAUUGGGCUUCAAGGCAAAAGAGUUUUCAUCACACUUCGAACACAUAUUAUAGGAUAGUUUUGAAACUGGGUAUGGCUGGGAAAGUUGUGGAGAUGAGGGAUUUUUGUGAUAAAAUGGCCAAGGAUAGGUGCCCUGGUACUGAAGAAGCCUUUGUGAGAUUGGUUCACUCAUUUGUGGAGCAUUGUAGGAUUGAAGAAGCUAUUACAGUCUUAGUGAACAUGAAUUUGGGUGGGUAUAGACUGCCCAUUGAAGCUUUUAAUGCUUUAUUGCGUGCUCUUGUGGGAGGAAAGGGUAGAGAAUUUCAAAAGGCGUUGUUUGUUUAUAAAGAGAUGAUGAAGGCAUGUGUGUUACCCACAGUUGAAACUUUGAAUUGUUUGAUGAAGGCAUUGUUUGCCACCAAUCAGAUUGACUUAGGUUUGGAUCAAUUUAGGAGAAUGAAAAAUAAAGGGUGCAAUCCAAAUACGAAGACGUUUGAGAUUCUUGUGAAGGCUCUCAUUGAAAAUGGUCGAGUGGAUGAAGCUGCUAUUAUUUUAGAACAAAUGUUCAAAGUUCAAUGUCAACCAGAUUUGAGUUUUCAUACCUGCAUAAUACCUCUGUUUUGCAGAGAAAAUAAAAUAGAGGAGGCUGUGAAGUUGUUUAGAAUGAUGAAAGAUUCUGAUCUUGAGCCAGAUUCUUUCAUUUAUGAGGUUCUAGUAAGGUGUUUUUGCAACAACUUGCAGUUGGAUUCUGCUGUUGCCCUUAUAAAUGAGAUGAUAGAAAGUGGUAUGCCACCAAAGCAUUAUGUUCUUGUUGAUAUAAUGAAUUGCUUCUGUGAAUUAGGGAAAAUUAAGGAGGCUAUAGUGUUUUUAGAAAAUAGACAAGUUCAUGAAACUGCUCCUUUCAAUACAUUGCUUGAAGGUUGCUGUAAUGCUGGUGAAAUUCUGGCAGCAAAUGUUCUGCUGGAGACAAUGUCUGAGAGACACAUUGCAGAUUGUGAAUCUUGGAACAUUCUCAUUAGAUGGUUUUGUGAGAAUGAAGACAUCAAGAAGGCACAUAUACUUCUUGGCAGGAUGAUCAAAUCAUUUGUUAUUCUUGACUGUGCAACAUAUUCUGCUCUUGUAAUUGGCAACUGUAGAUUGGGCAAGUAUGAAGAAGCAAUGAAACUAUUUCAUCAAAUUUGCGCCAGAUGCUGGAUUUUAGAUUUUGCCUCAUAUUCUGAACUAGUUGGUGGUCUCUGUGACAUCAAACAUUCUGAAGAUGCCAUGGAAGUGUUUCACUAUAUGUCAAUGAAGAGAUGCUCUCUUCACUCCUUGGCCUUCUACAAAUUGAUAAAAUGUGUCUGUGACUCUGGACAGGUCAAAGAAGCCAUAAGACUAUGGCAAUUAGCUUGUUUUUGUGCUAUUUCUUGCUGUAUUGCCACACACACUGCUAUCAUGCAGUUGUUGUUAAGAUCAAGGAGGGCAGAAGAUUUGUUAGCAUUCCUCUCGCAAAUGUUGAUGGUGGGCAGUAAUCUUGACCUGGAAGCAUAUUGUAUUCUUAUUCAAAGUAUGAGUAGACAAAACAAAAUAAAGGAAUGUGUUUUAUUUUUCAAUACAAUGAUCAAUGAAGGUCUAACACCUGAUCCAGACAAACUAUUUGAUCAACUGUUAUUCAUGGCCAAUCAUUCUCAGUUAUCUAUGAUUUCUAGUGCAAUUGAUAGAAUUUCAUGUGGGGACAUUUUGAAUUCAGCAAUGUAUGGCUUACUGAUAACUGGCCUGUUGAAAGAGGGUAGGGAACACGAGGCCCGUCGAUUACUAGACUCAAUGUUAGAAAAAGGUUGGGUUCCUGAUGCAACCACUCAUAAUCUAUUGAUUGGAUCUGAUGUUAGAAAAGGAAUGACUCAAGCAAUGUUGUUUGACGAUUCUGCCUCACUAGAUUCUGUUAGCAAUAUUCUUGCCGAAGGCCUCGGGGAUACAUGAUACUUCAGCAUUGUGUAAAAAGAAUCUUAAUCCUGGUCAUUUUCAACAGUUCAGACCACAAACUUUUGCACCACAGCACCAAGUGAAAAGAGACAUCCGUAGAAGCUACCAUUCAAGACUUGAAGACACAGAUUGGUCAGCUAGCUACUGCUGUGAGUGAGUUGGUUCAGCAAAAAUCUGGAGCAAUUCCUGCUCAGCCAGUGAGAAAUCCAAGGAUAUGACAGAACCAGUAGUGGAAGACUAGUGCACUUCAGCUUCAGAGUUUUCAUUCCGGUUUUUCUUUUUCUUUUUCAUUACCUCAGAACAAUUUUCUUUCUGCAUUUUAUACUUAAUUCUGUACUCCCUUUGCUGUUUCCAGAUUGCUCCCCUUGCACAUUGAGGACAAUGUGUGAUUUAAGGGUGGGGGGAAUGGUUUCUUUUUUGCUUUUGUGCUGAUUUUCUUUUGCUGAUUGCUAUCUAUUUUAGCUGCUUUUAAACUUCUUUUUGCUGUUUUACACUCUUGAUUGCUUUUCUUUUAGUCAUAUUUGAACCAUUUGCUGUUUUUAGGAGUAGAUAAGUGCAGUACUGCUGUUUUUGAGUCUUAUCUCCUCUUUUGAUUCUAUUUUUCUAUUUUGAGUCUUACUUGCUACUUUGAAUUUCUCUUGGUAUUUUUGAGUAUUAUUUAUUGUUUUUAGAUGGUAACUAGCUUAGUUUUGAUAUUAUAGUAGUAGUAUUUUGUUUAGUCCAAUAUGCAGUUUGAGUUUUGCUAACCAGUUUUAAUUAACCAGUUCUGUUAACUCUUUUUUCUGACAUGGUCAGUUUUGGCUAACCCUUUUUAGUUUCACUAACCCUUUUUGCUGAGUUCAUCAGUCACUAACCUGGAUUUUGCUAGUGUUUAGCUAACAGUUUUGACUAACCAGUUUUUUAUUUCUUGUACUGACUUGAGGUUUUGAGUAUUUUGAUUCUGUUUUUAGUUUCUUUUGCUGUUUUUUAGACUGGUUUAGAUAAUUCUUUUGCUGAUUUGAAUAGUAGCUUUUAGUUUUGAACUUCUUUUGCUGUUAUAAAAUUUGUUUACAGAUUUUUCAUGAUAACUUCAGUCAUUCAUUGAUAGUAGAGUAGAUUUUUCAUGAUAACUUCAGUUCUAGAUCAGUUUGACAGAUUUGACCUUGUCAGACUUGAGCCAUAUUACUGUUUCCUUCUUGUAUAUGAUGCACUCAUGAUUUCUAGUGUUUGGAAGAACUUGAAUUGACUCUAGUUGACAUAGCUUGUUUUCAGUUGCAACUCUUGAUGUGAUAUAGGCCAUUGUUGUUUCUUUAUCCACUUGACUAAAUAAAGUCUACCUUGCAAUUUUUCCCAUUGAACCCAAUUUCUGAGCCUGUUUGACAUGUUCUUGUGAUUGACCUGCUCAUUUCAAGCCCUUAGACCAGAAAAACCAUGCCAUACCUUAUUAUUGAGCUGUGAAGGGGCUCUGGAACUGUUUUGGAUUUUGGUAAAAUUCAAGUGUGGGGGAGUUUGCUAUAACAAUUAUAUCAAUUUGAAAGUGCUGAAAAUUGUGUAAGUGGUUUGAGAAAGAAAGAUUAGAUGAGAAAAGGAAAAAAAAAUGUGGCUAAGUUUCAAAAGAGAAAAGCUGAAAAAGAAUGAAAAGAAAAAAAUGAAAGAGAGUGAUGGCUGAAUCUGUGAAUCUUUUAGAGCAUGAUAUUACACUUAAUCUUUAGUGCUUUAGCUUUGAAUAAUUUUCCAUAUCUUACACUGAAUUUGUGAAGCUUGAUUAAAGUCCUAUUGAUCUUCAGUUGUGUUGAUAAUGAGUAGCAAUGUUAGAGGCUCUUCAAGCUUAUGCUGGUGCUAGAUUCAUGAUGUAAUAUGCUGAUGGAUAAACACUAACCUCAUACCCAUGAGAGGAUGAGAUAUACACUGACUUGUGAGGCUGUGAUUCUGAUCUAUGAACUGAUUUUUGAAUGAAUAUUACUUUGCUUUACUUGCUUGGCCUGUUUUCAGCCUGUUUGGAAAUCUUGAUGCUUUGUUUGGUGCUUCUUUUUGUUCAUAACAGUAGCAGUUGAGUAGUGAGAUGAGGAUUCAUCCUAGUUUAGUUUGUACAUAUAAUUCAGCCUUUGAUUUUUAGUGCAGAGAAAAUUUUCGUUUUUAUGUGCUUAAUAAUUCUUGUAUGAAUUUUCAGCUUGUGGAUUUUAGGUGCUGUGAGAAUUUAGUGCAGUGAAGAAUUCAGUUAAUAAAAUGACCUGCUGUAGCCAAAGACUGACAAGUGCUGACCUGCUGCCAAAGGUCACUUAUGAAGAGUGGGAGCUGGAAAAGACAGCAGUAACCUACACCUGCCUGGAAAAGCUGAAAAUGGAACCUGGACAAGACUGUCAACGUCACUUAAGAGCUGAUUGGUUGGGAGCUGAACCUGUCAAGUGAAGAAGGGCUGUACCUGGACGUGUAACCUGUCUAACCAGUGAGGGCUACUUGCUGCAGCCAGUUGGAAGUGGAGUGGGCAGAUUAGCUUCAACUAAAGCAACUUAGGACAACCAGUCUAACAUGUAGCUGAUUCUUUGGAGCUGGAAAAGUCAGUUGACCUGAAGACUUGUAACUGGAGUAACCAGUAAAAGCAGUUAAGGAACUUAGUCUGAGCUUAGUGUAAUCAUGACCUGUGCAAUCAGUUUGUCUCUUCCCUUUUCAGUUUUGGACUUCACUUUCAGCCUAUAUAAAAAGACUUGGGUGUUCAUGUAGAAACUUGUUUACAAUAUGGCUUUCUUAGUAGGGUUUAUAAUAUUUUCAGUAGUAUAGUUUACAAUACAGUUUCUCUAAAGUAGUUCUGAGUUUGAGAGAACAUUUGCCUUGGAGCUCUUGGCUGUCUUAGACUACAAUGUGAGCAAAGGCAACCAAACUUCAUUGUACUUUGUAAUUUUGAACCAGGUUUAUUCAAUCCAAUUCUGUUUUUCAUGCAA